This is a messenger RNA of Salarias fasciatus (jewelled blenny), 2124 nucleotides long. RefSeq names its product N-alpha-acetyltransferase 50, NatE catalytic subunit (gene naa50). The record is from RefSeq and is a predicted model, not a curated record. Gene Ontology annotation, molecular function: acyltransferase activity, transferring groups other than amino-acyl groups. Gene Ontology annotation, biological process: mitotic sister chromatid cohesion. NCBI's taxonomy places the organism in Eukaryota, Metazoa, Chordata, Actinopteri, Blenniiformes, Blenniidae. The transcript is spliced from 5 exons. Gene Ontology annotation, cellular component: NatA complex. The coding region runs from base 257 to 763 and encodes 168 amino acids.
CAGACCAGAAUCAGGUCAUACACUGCUCAGUGUACCUAUUCGGCAGUGCACAUGCGCGGGUCAGGGUUCACAGCUUCUCUACACAGCCGUGGAAGGAGUGUGGCGGCUAAGCUAACUGCUACCAGCGCAGCUAGCUACAUGUGGAGGGUAACACGGGAGGCAUCCCCGACCCUAACUCUGUCAAAAUCCCCACUUUUUACCCAGAACAACUCCAAAGUUCAGCCUCAUCGAAAAAAAGGGAUAAUAUCUUUUUAAAAUGAAAGGCCGGAUCGAGCUGGGGGACGUUACGCCCCACAACAUUAAACAGCUGAAGCGCCUGAACCAGGUCAUCUUCCCCGUCAGCUACAAUGACAAGUUUUACAAAGAUGUACUGGAAGUCGGAGAGCUCGCAAAGCUAGCAUACUUCAAUGACAUUGCAGUCGGGGCCGUGUGCUGCAGAGUUGACCACUCCCAGAACCAGAAGAGACUGUACAUCAUGACACUCGGCUGUCUAGCACCCUACCGUAGACUUGGAAUUGGCACGAAGAUGCUAAAUCAUGUGCUUAACAUCUGUGAGAAGGAUGGCACUUUUGACAACAUUUACCUUCACGUGCAGAUCAGCAACGAAUCGGCCAUUGACUUUUACCAGAAGUUCGGCUUUGAGAUCAUUGAAACGAAAAAGAAUUACUACAAGAGGAUAGAGCCCGCAGACGCCCAUGUGUUGCAGAAGAGCCUGCGCAGUCCGUGCGCGCCCCCCAGCGGCGAGCUCCAGAAGUCCGAGUAGGGGCGCAGCGUUUGGAAAGAGCGCCGAAGCGCUCGCCUCCACAGAAACAGAACUGUGACAAAUGCCCCCCCCCCAACAGGGUCGACCCUUCAACACUCUGUUCAAAGGACGCUAAAAAAGAGAAAACUAAUUUCAAGUAUAAAAAAACGGCUGCAUUCUUUUUGCAAAGGCAUUCCCUUUUGCAUCUUCUGUUGCUCCCUGUUCCUCAUUCAGUUUAUUGAAAAUUAGAAGAAAGAGAAAAAAAAAAAGGUUUGACUUCCAAAAGUGCUCCUAUCGACAAAGUUGCCAACUUCAGACAGUUUGAGACAUGGUGGAGGGGGAGACUGGUGUUUUUCAAAUCACACUGUUUGUUUGAAUGUUUUUUUUUUUUUUUCGUUGGUUUGUUUUUCCUUCUUUUUUUGCAGUUUAUAAAACAAAUAGGAGCACACCUAUUCUAUUGAUCAAAGGAAAACAGUUGGUUUGAAGUGGUUAAAGUGUUGGAAAAAGCCCUCACUGACACACACACGGUCCCAGCUGGUCAGUUUGGAGUCUUGCUUGGAGUUAUGUGACACAGACACAACUCUGUUUCCUCACGUCCUGAAUCCUGGGAUUAUUGGAAACCAGGCUGACCGGUAUGCCGAUUACGCCUUGAGGGGAAAUGCAGAAAUGUGUCCCUUCAGUGCAGGCAUGAGGAAAAGAGAACGGUUUUGAGGUGGUGGCAAGAUGCAUUCACCUCAUAAUUUCUGAAUAACUUAAUUUUCCAGCCUGUUAAUUUAAUUUCCCCUCAACUGUUCUGUUAUUAUUUUUUUUUUUAUAUUGAAAUGGCAAAUGGUUCAGAGGUUCUCCUGGGUUUACCAUGAAGAGUGAGACUUUAAAGGAAUUGGGGAACUAAACGAUGUAUCACUGUAAUGAAUGUUUCCGCGUAGGACGCUCUCGCAGUCAUUGUGAGAGAUGUCAAUAAUGGCAGAUUUGGCUUGUUUGGAAUUGGAUUUGGGCAUUAUAUUCAAUCAUUUAUUAAAGAUGUGUGGGGAUAUGUGUCUCAAAACACGUGUUUUGAGACACAGCACCUCAGACAUCUCUGGCACCUGAUGUAGCCAUCUUGCAAAAACGGUCUUCUUAAACGUCCUCACCUCAGGUGAGCUUCUGUUGUUACACCUUUAUUGGACUUUAAAGCUCAUCUGGUGGUUUGGAAGUUUCAGAUUGAUCUCUUUUACAAUGUAUUACCCAGAUGAAGCUCUGAUCCCUCUGCAUGCAAGGAGAGUUGUGUCCUCUCCAUUGUAGAAUACGCAUGUUUUCCUUUCUUUGAAGAAUUUAUCUUUUCAUGAGCUCUAUAUUGUAAGACUUUUUGACGUCUAAAUAAAGGAAUUACUAUUUGCAGUAAA